AUGCAUUUUGACGAGCGUCCAUCUUGUUUUCGUAAUAUAGCUCAUGAAAUUCUCUACGUAAGUGUUAUUUCUUGUGCUCAAUUACUUACUCAAGCAGCAUUAGGAAAUGUACUCGUUCCACUUCAUAUAAUUGGUCCUUCUAUUGGUAUCGAAGAUGUUACCAAGUUACCAUGGACAUUAGCUGCUUAUUCUUUAACUGUUGAAUUAUCAUCAGCUGUUCAUCCAACAGGCAAAACUGAUAUACCUGGUGCAAUUCUUGGACUAUCAGGUCUUGCUCUUUUUAUAUAUUGUUGGAAUGAAGGACCAGUUACUGGAUGGAAUAAACCAUAUGUUUAUGUUUUAUUAAUUGUCAGUAUUUUAGUAAUAGGUUUAUUUAUUGUUGUUGAAAUGAAAACAAAAGAACCAAUUAUGCCAUUAACCAUUUGGUCAGUAAAGGGUUUUCCAGGCGUUCUUGUAUCUAUGGCCUUGGGCUGGUCAAGCUUCGGUAUAUUUAUUUAUUAUAUUGUUCAAUUUCUGCAAGUUAUUCGUGGUGCAUCAGCACUGUUAACAACAGCUAUGAUGUCACCUGUCACCAUUUCUGGCCUUGUAGCGACGAUUUCAGUUUCUCAAAUUUAUGGUCGUUUACCUGCUCAUUUUCUUCUGAUGGGAGCUAUGGUAUUCUUUUGUCUUAGUAAUACUCUCAUUGCAACAGCACCCGCUCACCAAACAUAUUGGGCACAAGUAUUUGUAUCUACAUUGGUGGCUCCAUUUGCCAUGGAUGUCAGUUUUCCUGCUGCAUCUCUUAUUGUCAGUAACACAAUGCCAAUAAAUCAACAAGGUGUAGCAGCGAGUAUGGUCAAUACAGUUAUUAAUUGGUCAAUAUCUCUCGGUUUGGGUAUUGCAGGAACAGUUGAAAGUGAAUUAUUAAAAAGAGGAAAAACUGUAUUAGAAGGUUAUCGAGGUGGAUUAUAUGUUGGAAUCGGGCUCAGUGGUAUAGGUGUUAUUGUAGCACUUUUAUUCUGUCGUGUAUCAUCACCGCACACGUCCAUUGGAGAAAAAGAACGACAGGACUUCGGCACUGCAUCAGCAGUAGUGUCGGACACAAUUAUCAAUACAAAUAUGGUUAAAGGUGAAGGACUGGAAGGAGAGUUUCCGAUGAUAUGGCGUUUUUAA
Rotaria sp. Silwood2 is the source of this 1152-nucleotide messenger RNA. The record is from the annotation of a GenBank genome assembly. Lineage: Eukaryota; Metazoa; Rotifera; Eurotatoria; Philodinida; Philodinidae.